Enterobius vermicularis (human pinworm) is the source of this 906-nucleotide messenger RNA. The record is from the annotation of a GenBank genome assembly. NCBI's taxonomy places the organism in Eukaryota, Metazoa, Nematoda, Chromadorea, Rhabditida, Oxyuridae.
AUGACACCCUUAUUAUGCUUUAUUUACAGUUACACAAAAUCUUUUCCACGACCAGGUGAAUCUGUUGUGGGAGCAUCAUUCGAAGCUGGUCCCGGGGGUAAAGGAGCCAACCAAGCUUCUCAGAUAGCUCGGCUCGGUGGUAGGGUUAUAAUGAUUGGGAGGGUAGGAAGUGACAUUUUUGCUCCGGUCAACAUUGAAAGCAUGAAACAGUCUGGCGUAAUAACAGAUUAUAUAGAGAAAGACCCCGUCGUUAAUACAGCUACUGCUAUGAUUACGGUGACUAGUGAAGGCGAGAAUUCGAUUGUGGUAACACUGGGAGCCAACUUGGAACUAUCCGCUCAAAGGGCUGAAGAAAUGGAACCAGUUAUCGCAAAAUCGAAGAUCAUGCUCUGCCAAUAUGAGAUCAAAUUCCCCGCUUUAAAAAAGGCGUUAGAAGUUGCGAAAAGGAAUAAUGUGAAAACCUUCUUUAACUUUGCUCCUGGUGUGCCAGAUUUUGACAAAGAUGUGUUGAAACUCGUAGAUUACCUAUGUACUAACGAAAAUGAGACAGAAUUUUUGUCUGGAAUGGAAGUACAUAGCAUAGACGAUGCCAAAAAAGCUGCAAAGUAUCUUCUUGGUUUUGUCACCACAGCCGUUGUCGUUACAUUGGGAGGGAAAGGAGCCGUUUUAGCUACACCAAAUGAAGUCAAAUAUAUACCCGCUAAACCGGUAAAAGCUGUUGAUACAACGGGUGCUGGAGACAGUUUUUGCGGAGCUUUAGCCUAUUUACUAGUAUACAAACCGGAGCUACCUUUAGAAGAACAAGUACAAAGAGCCUGCUUUGUGGCAUCAAUUUCAGUGCAAAGCAAAGGGACUCAAACUUCUUAUCCGUAUGCAAAAGAUUUACCUGAGGAAUGGUUGAGAUGA